AUUAUUUCACAUUUUUUUGCACGUCCGGAAAUAAACAAAUACCAAACCUACAAGAUGGCCCAUUGUUAAAGGACCACCCCUUCUUUCAAGACCUUCCCCAGCUUCUUUCUUCCCCCUCCAUCUCUCUCUCUCUCUCUCUCUCUCUUCGGCAGCCAAUUUGUUGGUCCUAAAAAUAUCAACAGCAGCAGCACUCAACGGUACUCUAGAGCUUAGUCAUGGACACUCGGUUCAUCAACAGCCAACGACCCUUUACGGGUACUGAUCAGCAAGAAGAGAAUGAUGGCAACCCAGAAAACGGCGCUGAAUCGCCGCCGUCUUCCAUCUUCAACGACAUGAAGAUCAACUCCGUUUCGUCCCCGAGAAAAAGUAGGCGCGCGAUACAGAAAAAAGUGGUGUCAGUGCCAAUCAAGGACGUGGAAGGGUCCCGCCUCAAGGGGGAGAGCAAUACUCCACCGUCGGAUUCGUGGGCGUGGCGGAAGUACGGUCAGAAACCCAUCAAAGGAUCUCCGUAUCCCAGGGGUUACUAUCGCUGCAGUAGCUCCAAGGGCUGCCCGGCGAGGAAACAAGUAGAGAGGAGCCGUGUGGACCCCACAAUGCUAGUGGUCACCUACUCGUGCGAGCACAACCAUCCCUGGCCGGCUUCUAGAAACCACCACAACAACCAUAACCAAUCGACGACGCCCAAACCCGAGAAGCCCGAACCGGUUACGGACAAGCUGCUCGACCAGGAAACGACGUCGUCGACGGUGCUCGCGGAUCUGGGCGACGAGUCGUUGAUGUUGAGCGACGAGUUCGGGUGGUUCAGCGACAUGGAAACUACGUCAUCCACGGUGCUGGAGAGCCCGAUUUUCGCGGACAGCAGCGUGGGGGUCGACGCUGACGUGGCGAUGUUCUUCCCGAUGAGGGAGGAGGACGAGUCCUUGUACGCCGAUCUGGGCGAGUUGCCGGAGUGCUCCGUUGUGUUCCGAGGAGUGGGACCAGGAGUCGAGAUCUACUGACACGUGUAUCCGGGCCCACACUAUCCCCCAAUCUCUCCCCGUUUGUCAACUAUGUGCGUAUCGUGCGCCAUGGCCCAUAAGAUACCAAUUCUUUUCUCUUUUUUCUUUUUUUUUUUUUAACAUUUUUUAAUAGUAUUUUUCUUUUUUCUUUUUUUCUUUUUCCUUGAAUUCAGCGUCGUAAAUGAAUAAAAAAAAAAGUCU
Corylus avellana is the source of this 1199-nucleotide messenger RNA. NCBI's taxonomy places the organism in Eukaryota, Viridiplantae, Streptophyta, Magnoliopsida, Fagales, Betulaceae. The record is from RefSeq and is a predicted model, not a curated record.